AUGUUCUCUAGCGCGCUCAAGUCCUUCACCUCGAACAUCACAUCCAACUACAUCAUCUCCGCGCAACCAACAACCAGCUCAGGACCAUGGAAGAUCUUCGACGCCAAGCGCAAGUCGACUGGCAAGGCAGCCUCCGUCUUUGUGUUCGACAGAAAGUCGCUCGAACCCUCAGGAGCCAGUCUCGGUGGACGAAGCAGCGCUGCUGCCGUAAAGAGAGUGCAUGAGGAGGUGCUGGAGCGAUUGAAGAAGGAGGCAAGCGCGCUCGCCAGACUGCGGCAUCCCAGCGUCCUCGAGCUCGCCGAGCCGGUGGAGGAAACGAGGACUGGACUGAUGUUCGCUACCGAGGCGGUGAGCGCAAGUCUGGCAAGUCUGCUGAGUGAGAAGGAUGAGCAGGAGCGGGGCGGUGGAGUGGGAGGACGAGGCAGCAGGUUCGUGGUAGAGGAAGCGGAUGGGACAAAGCGGAGGCGUGAGCUCGAGAUAGAUGAGCUGGAGAUUCAGAAAGGACUGCUACAGUUGGGAAAGGGGCUAGAGUUUCUCCAUGAAAGUGCUGGCUUGGUGCACGCCAAUCUGACCCCUGAGGCUGUACUCGUCAAUGCCAAAGGCGACUGGAAGAUCUCUGGAUUGGCCUUUGCAGGACCGCACGAGAGCAGCACGGCGGCGACGAGUUUAACGGCAAUCAGCUUGAGUGAAGUGCUCAACCUGGAUCCACGGCUACCAAGGAGCGUGCAAUUAAAUCUCGACUAUACUUCUCCAGACUUCGUUUUGGACAACAGUCUCACUGCUUCCGCAGACAUCUUCAGUCUGGGGUUGAUUAUCAUCGCUCUCUACAAUUCGCCACACACCUCGCCGCUGAGCACCAAUGGCUCGCUGUCUGCCUACAAGCGCCUCUUCUCCAGCUCCUCCAACGUCCCGACACAGAACAACAACUUCCUCGUGCCGUCCUCACACCCUCUACCGCCUAAACUUGCGUCAGAGUUACUACCCCGACUCAUCACACGACGACCUGCUCAGCGCCUAUCAGCAAAGGAGUUUCAACAAGCCAGCUACUUUGACAACAUUCUUGUAUCCACAAUCCGCUUCCUGGACGCAUUGCCAGCCAAGACCCCAAACGAGAAGGCUCAAUUCCUUCGAGGACUGCCACGCAUUAUGCCACAGUUCCCGAAGACUGUGCUCGAAAAGAAGGUUCUGCCUGCUUUACUGGAAGAGACGAAGGAUCGAGAGCUGCUUGCACCGAUUUUGAGCAACGUCUUCGCCAUGAUCAAAGGAAUGCCUAACGGUAAACGAGCCUUCACAGACCAAGUGGUUCCGAAGCUCAAGGAGGUCUUCGUUAUGUCCAAGGCGACAAGUGAGAGAGACACUUCUCGGGAAGCCGGCCUCAUGGUUCUGCUUGAGAAUAUGAACGUAGCCGCCGAGAACUGCUCAGGCAAAGAGUUCCGAGAAGACCUCCUUCCUGUCAUCCUACUGGCCCUCGAAUCACCUACCCAUGCCCUUGUGGACGCUGCGCUGAGCACUCUGCCUUCGGUGCUCACAGUAUUGGACUUUAGUACCAUCAAGAACGAUCUCUUUCCCGUCAUUGCGAACGUCUUUGCCAAGACUAGCAGUCUAAACAUCAAGAUUCGAGGUCUGGAGGCUUUCUACACGUUGAUCGGAGGCAGCUCGUCUGGAAGCUCGACUACCGAUAACGACGACAUCAACGGCUUCAGCACUACUACUAAGAGGGCUACAAACACUAGCUCUGCUGCCAUACUGGACAAGUUCACCAUACAGGAAAAGAUCGUACCUCUCCUCAAAGCCAUUAAAACCAAAGAGCCUGGUGUAAUGAUGGCGGCGCUGAAGGUUUUCCGACAGCUAGGCGAUAUCGUGGAUACUGACUUUCUGGCAAUGGACGUACUACCUACCUUGUGGAGUAUGUCACUUGGCCCGCUCUUGAACUUGGACCAGUUUCAGGAAUUCAUGACUUUGAUCAAAGGAUUGGGCGGACGGAUUCAGCGGGAGCAGGUAAAGAAGCUGCGAGAGCUGGGAAGUGGUGGCGGCUCCAGUAGUGUAGGUGCGGGUCUGGCAAGUCGUAGACAGACUGGAGGCGCGUCGACAGGACUCAAUGGCAUGGAAGGAGAAGCAGACUUCGAAACACUGGUAUCCGGGCGCAAGGCUGGUGCGAACGGCAACGGCGACUUGAUGAAUGACUGGGCUGCACCAGCGCGUCCAACGAAUAAUGUCCGAAGUCAAAGCCAUCAAGAUCAGCCGAUGUUCUCGUGGCAGUCUGGCAACCACAAUGCGAGCAUGGCGCAGCCGCAGCCCAGCUCCAUGAGCAGUCUUCGCGCGACUGGACAAUCUUCAAGUCGGGCGAUCACUCCAGACCAGACACUUUCAUCGUUCGCUGCCCUCGCGCCAAGCAGUACGCAGUGGUCUCAGCCUCUGCAGCCCCAAUCGCACAACUCCACGAUACCCAUGCGGCCCGCUCAACAGCAGCAGAAGUCUUUCACGUCGCCAGCCGCAAGCAACAGCAUCGACUGGUCGGCGGCAACUCAACAGCGCUCCUUCCCACCCCCGCCACAAUCUCAGUCUAGUGCCAACAGCUUCGGCAGUACGAGCAGGCCAGCCGCCAACGCAUACAGCUCGUUCACGCUCUCGCCUCCACCAACGAGUCCACAAGCUGUUGGCGCAUUCUCUGCGCCGCCUUCACGACCACCUAACAGCGGGACAUUCGCUGGUACUCAGCAGCCGCAGCAGAGCCAGCAGCCUCAGAAGAGCGGGCUGGACAGGUACGAGAGCUUGUUGUAG
Molecule: messenger RNA, 2781 nt
Organism: Saxophila tyrrhenica
Lineage: Eukaryota; Fungi; Ascomycota; Dothideomycetes; Mycosphaerellales; Extremaceae
Gene: ppk32
Product: Protein kinase domain-containing protein ppk32
Exons: 1
Coding region: 1-2781 (926 amino acids)
Biological process (GO): protein phosphorylation
Molecular function (GO): ATP binding; protein kinase activity
Source: RefSeq, a predicted model, not a curated record